UCCAGGAGAGGGUGGAGUGGAGGUUAUUCCUACCCCAGCAGCCAGGCCUUCUCUUCGGGAUAUGCAUUCACCCCAGCCUCAUGCCAAAUCUACUAUGGAGGAAGAUGUGAAGCGACACAGCGCCCCAGACAGCCCGCCACCACCACCACGCAGACAUAAAGAAAAGCAUGGCCAGAAAUCACCACCAGGCAAGCCUCUCAGCCGCCACCGCUCACUCCAUCGUACCCUGUCAGAUGAGAGUAUCUAUCGUGGCCAGCGCCUUCCUUCCCUGAGUGACUCAAUGACUGAACCGGCACUCGGCACUGAUGUUCUGUUCAGCUGUUCCACCCUCCCACGAUCACCCACAACCCGUGGUGUUCCCCUCCGACGGCCCUCCUACAAGCUGGGAGUCAAACUCCAUGGUGACCUUUCGGCAUCUGACACAUCAUUGGUGGAUUUGGUGGAGCGUCAUCGUGGACCCAUUCCCCAGGAGCUGAUGCCCCUCCCGUCUUCAGACAGGGACAGCCCCUUGGAGUGGACACACCUGGUGGAUGUGGCCAGUACAUUUGAAAGUGAAAGAAACACACACUAUGUUCAGAGAAGUUAUGUGUUUGGAGAUUCAAACCACCGAAGCAGCGGUGCUUCCAGUCCGCAACAGCCCCACAUAGAGCUGCAGCCUGCUCCGUUGUCACGGCCGUCAUCUAGUGAGGGUCACAUAGGCCUGGAGAGGAAGGUGACUAAGCUGGAGGCCAUGGUGAAGAUGCUCCAGGAGGACUUGAAGAAGGAGCGUGAAGAGAAGGUGAGGCUUCAGGGUCAGAUCAAGAGGCUCUGGGAGGACAACCAGAGACUGCAGGAGGAGUCCCAGACAUCUGCUGCAAAGCUCAAGAAAUUCACAGAAUAUUUUGAUCAAUGUUUGCAGCUUCUCUGAAACGUGACUCGAGUAUUUUGUGCCAAAUCAAACCCGCCACAGCAGAGGGUAGCAGAGACAUCCAUGUGACUUAAAAGAAGAAGUCUCUGAAAAGCCACGCCAAGUCAGACAGAUACGCGACAAAACUGCCAGCCCAGCCGCUUGGAGUUUGCUGAAAUCACAAACAAGAUGAAUGUGACGCCACAAGACCACUGGGCACUUCACGUGAAAAUGUAGAAUAAGAAGUUUAGUGUUUCUUCUCCUCAAAGUUACUGACCACGGAGGGGACGUCGAGGCUGUUUGUCCGUCAGCCAUGUACAUGGAAGCAGGUCGAUCCGCCGCUGAACAGGAGGGAAUCCUGGAUUUGUUUUUGGGGGGUUGGGGGGUUGUCCCUCCUCUGUGUUACUCAUAUCUGGAUUACAGUAUCCUAUAUGUCUCUACAGCACAAACCAACACCCCACAGAGGAGUAUAUUUAUAAGCCAUCGGCAUGUGGUGCCAUAAAACAUGACUGAUAUCCAGAGUGCUUUGGUCUAUCCCAAUUGUAUGUGUCUUAAAAGCAAUAGGAAGAAGUCAGGACUCCUGUCUGUCUCCAAAAAAGGUGGGGAGUUUGCUCUGGGAAGAUGAUUGAUGUGGGAAAAUGUGUUUUUCAAAGGUUAAUCUUAGAAGACACCAGUCUCUGCUGCACAAGAGCCUCCAUCCUUUCCAUUAAAGCGGUGUACAUCGUGCUUUUGUGAAAAGGGAAAGGGGCAGGAAAGAGGACUCCACUCACCAUCCCACUGUCUGGAAUACAGAGAGCAAGCUGAUAAUAAAUGUUCGAGACAUUUUUGGGAGGGAAAAGUAAGGGGAGAACUUUUUUCCCCAGGUUAAUUUAUUUCCUUGUAUUAUAAUUCCAAUAAAUAAGUUGUUCUAUUCGUACAGUACAACUGACAUGAGUGUUUAGUUCCUCAAGAAACGAUCACUAGCUAUAUUAUUUAAAUGGCUUUCUUUCUUAAUUCUGGCGAAAGUCCGACUAUAUGCUUUUAAUUCUGUAUUAUGUUGUAUUUUGUGGUGCCCAAGCCUGCUGUUGUGUUGCUUACAGUGCCCUCUAGUGAUGACCAGUGGAAAUGUCAUGAUUAUUAAAUGUGCUGCCAGUCACUCUGUAUUUUUCCACCGCCUCUUCUGCAAUCAGACAGACAUCAACCGGGAGGCCACGCAAGAACAGGACAGGGAGAAAAAUCAGAAGCCAGCUUUGAGAGACAAUCACAGGGUGAUUUUUGAUAAAGGAAGCAGACCUUAGGUGUACUUGUAUGUAUGUAUGUGGGUGUGUGUGUGUGGGUGCGUGUUAAAUUUUAACAUCUUUAGUUUUCCUCAGGUUCAGUAUUUGUUGGCAAUGUGAGGAUCUUGUGAGAAAGUAAUCCAACAAAAAAGUACUUACAUGGUUAUAUUGAAAUACUCCAUGAUAAGAGGGAGCUACAGCACCUCCUGUACCGGGGGCAGUGUGUGUUGUCAUUGUGUGAAUGUAUCCAGUCUAUCCAGCCGUGCCUACAGUCACUUAUUUUGGUCAUUUACUCCCAGGCAGAGCAGGGUCGUGCCUUUGAAACAGCACCUGGGGAACAGAUGAAAGGGAAAGGCUCUUCUUCAUCCUGAAAAAUGAACACACCUGGUAACACACACUCACCUUACACACUUAUUAGUUUGAAUCAACUUCACACUCACAGUUGUAGACUGUGCCUCAUAAAUGUGCUCCAGCAUUUCUCUCUCUCAUUCAUAUGAAUAUUUUUACUGAACCACAAUCUGGCUGGCCUGCCUCCAGACACAGGGUGUGUGAAGUGUAUAGAAAUGUGUCGGAGUGUGUGCCUUUGCAUUCAGUUACAUGCAGUAUAUUUUUCGAAUUAUUCAAAUAAAAUGGUCUCCAAAUCACAAAGCUAAUUACAACGCAAGUGGGAGCCACAAAGCUAUUUCCUUAGCCAGGUGUUGGGGUUAUUUCAUGUUGCUAACCUGAGCGUGUACAGUUAAACUAUUUUUCACAAAUGUGGUUUAAGCCUUAAUUCCCUGUCCCUUUUUCUAUCAAAACACCCUUUGAUGAAAAAAACACUCCCAGUUUUUGAAUCUCUUAAAGUAAAUUUGCUUCUUAAAUUGAUGCAAUUAAAACCCUGCAGCACAAAACGGCACCCGAUCUGAAUGUAAAGAGAAUUUCAACAAGCCUAAGAAAUGUGAUGUUUACUAUAACAGACAUUCAGCUCUGCAGUUUUGCGGGGAGAUGAGUAUACGCUUAACAAAAAGAAGUCAUGGUUCUGUUUUAAGAAUCUCUUGUAGACAGAACACCAGUGAACAGUAUAAUAGUAUGUAUGUUGUUUGGUGAGAUGAUUUGGUUGUAUAACAAGUUGGCCAGUUGUGAAAAGCAGUCUAGUCAUCCAACAAUGUGAAAUCCUCAUAAUAUACACAAAAUACGAGUCCUGUAGGCAGAAAUGUUCCCCUAUCCAGGACGUUUGGAGUGUAAAUUGCGUGUCAAUGUAUAAAUGAUGACUAAUAGGUAAUGUUUUACUGUACAUGGAAAGUGCUCUAGUUUUUUGUAUUUCAAACGAAGUAUGGCCAAAUGACAAACUGUGCAGUGCAGAUGUUUUGCUCGCAUCUUUAAAAGUGUGCAUUAAGUUGGAUGUUAGGUAGAUUACAAAGACAUAAACGCACACACACACCAGUCCAGUUACUCCAAUGUGAAUAUUGAGUUAUUUUACAGUGUAUAGUCUUUGUCUUUCCACAGCUUUGUUUUUGGUGCUUUUCAGAAAGAUAUGAAUGAUGUGAAUGUUCAAAUGUUCCAUUUUGUAAAAGCUUUUAUUUUUAAGAACCUUUGCACAAUGUGUUUACAGGUUUUGGAUAAGAAGAGGGAUUUGAUCCAUUCCUGUAUAAUCUUGUCUAGAUGUUGCUCCGUAGUUUUUCUGCCAGUGCAGUUCCUGACAAACAGAGGAAGGUGCUUGACUUUAAUCACUUGAAGAAAUCUGAACCCUUCUUUUCCUUAGGCGUCACUGAUCAGACGAGAGCAGGUUGGAUGUUGUUUGUAAGGGGUGCUGAUUUUCAGUCGAACACAACUUGUGAGGUUAGUGAUUGCAGCAGGGGGAGGAAGGUUUCAGAAAGCCGCCGUGUCGAGAUCCAUUUUGUUUCCUCCUGUUGGAAGAACAAACUAAACAGUGAAGUGAUCAGCUCUGACUGGUGAUUAAAAGCACACAGUUUCAUGAGGACCAUGCAUUUUACAGAAUUAGAAAUACUGUUUACAUCCCGGAUCCAUUGUCUUUGUAAAAUGUAAAGGUAUGAAAAAGACAUUUGCAGUGAUCACAGUAUUAAAGUUUCUGAAAUAAAUAAAAGGCGUAUCGACUUGU
This is a messenger RNA of Micropterus dolomieu (smallmouth bass), 4240 nucleotides long. Its product is annotated as signal-induced proliferation-associated 1-like protein 1. Lineage: Eukaryota; Metazoa; Chordata; Actinopteri; Centrarchiformes; Centrarchidae. The record is from RefSeq and is a predicted model, not a curated record. The transcript has 7 exons. The coding region runs from base 62 to 907 and encodes 281 amino acids.